Phragmites australis (common reed) is the source of this 411-nucleotide messenger RNA. Its product is annotated as disease resistance protein RGA5-like. Bases 1 to 411 code for a protein of 136 amino acids. NCBI's taxonomy places the organism in Eukaryota, Viridiplantae, Streptophyta, Magnoliopsida, Poales, Poaceae. The record is from RefSeq and is a predicted model, not a curated record. The transcript is spliced from 2 exons.
AUGGUGCACAGUGUGCAAAUGGGUCUCAUACUGGUUGAUAGAGGGAGUUCCACCAACCUCCUCUUUAGUGACGCGCUAGACGCCCUGCAGAUACUGAAGAGGGUGAGCUCCAUGGGUGUCACCGACGACGACAAGGACCGGCUGGAGGUGGUCGGCGACAGCGUUGACCCGGUCUGCCUGGUCAGCUACCUGCGCAGGAAGAUUGUGCACGCCGAGAUAGCGCUGGUGGAGGAGGUGAAGGACAAGAAGCCAGAGGAGAAGGAGAAGAAGAAGUCGGAGGAGCCGACAAUGCAGCCCGUGGCGGUCCACCCUCCGCCGCAAUGGUACCCCGGCUACUACUACCACCACCACCACCAUCCGCCGCCGCCGAUGGUCGUCUGCGAGGAGCCAAGCAACUGUCCGAUCAUGUGA